Messenger RNA from Racocetra persica, 327 nucleotides. Lineage: Eukaryota; Fungi; Glomeromycota; Glomeromycetes; Diversisporales; Gigasporaceae. The record is from the annotation of a GenBank genome assembly.
GAUACAGAAUAGUAGCCGGUGUAGUUUUGUCGCGUGCUCCUAUUAUUCUUAGAGAUCCACACCCCUUUGAACGUGAAUAUUAUUUAUAUCAGCAACGAUUAGAACAUAUACAUUCUCCUCCAUUUCCCGUGGAUUUUUAUUUUAAAAAGGGUAGCGUAGCAGAAAAAAAGUGGAGAGAAAAAAAGGAAAGAGAAAAAGCAGAUGCAUUAUUAGCGUUUGGCUCUCGAAAAACUGAAAAUAAAGCGUCUUUUGACAAAACAACUAGUGCGAAUGAUGCUAUAGAUUCAAGUGAUGUUUCAACAGAGGAUGAAGAGAUAAAAAUUGCUA